Molecule: messenger RNA, 2121 nt
Organism: Lepus europaeus (European hare)
Lineage: Eukaryota; Metazoa; Chordata; Mammalia; Lagomorpha; Leporidae
Gene: SLC5A9
Product: solute carrier family 5 member 9
Exons: 15
Coding region: 1-2121 (706 amino acids)
Biological process (GO): transmembrane transport
Cellular component (GO): plasma membrane
Molecular function (GO): D-glucose:sodium symporter activity
Source: RefSeq, a predicted model, not a curated record
AUGAGCAAGGAGCUGGGAGCUAUGGGGCCCGGAGCCUCAGGGGCCGGGAGCAGGCCUGACACAGUCCCACGCUCAGCAGCGGGCCCUGGCGUCAGCCUGCACACCUAUGACAUCGUGGUCGUGGUCGUCUACUUUGUCUUCGUCCUGGCCGUGGGGAUCUGGUCGUCCAUCCGUGCAAGUCGAGGGACCAUUGGCGGCUACUUCCUGGCGGGGAGGUCCAUGAGCUGGUGGCCGAUCGGAGCGUCUCUGAUGUCCAGCAACGUGGGCAGUGGCUUGUUCAUCGGUCUGGCCGGGACAGGGGCUGCUGGUGGCCUGGCUGUGGGAGGCUUCGAGUGGAACGUAAGGAAGCUGACCUGGCCUGGGGAGGAGGGGGCUCAUCCACAGCAAAUGGGAGUCUUCUUGUCCCUCUCCCAGGCGACCUGGCUGCUCUUGGCGCUGGGCUGGGUCUUUGUCCCUGUGUACAUCGCCGCCGGCGUGGUCACCAUGCCACAGUACCUGAGGAAGCGCUUCGGGGGCCAGAGGAUCCAGAUGUACUUGUCCGUCCUGUCUCUCAUCCUCUACAUCUUCACCAAGAUCUCGACGGACAUCUUCUCUGGAGCCCUGUUCAUCCAGAUGGCCCUGGGCUGGAACCUUUAUCUCUCCACGGCGCUCCUGCUGGUGGUGACAGCCGUCUACACCAUCGCAGGGGGCCUCAUGGCCGUGAUCUACACAGACGCUCUGCAGACACUGAUCAUGGUGGGGGGAGCCCUGGUCCUCAUGUUUCUGGGCUUUCAGGAGGUGGGCUGGUACCCAGGCCUGGAGCAGCGCUACAGGCAGGCCAUCCCUAACGUCACAGUCCCCAACACCACCUGUCACCUCCCACGGCCAGAUGCCUUCCACAUGCUUCGGGACCCUGUGAGCGGGGACAUCCCAUGGCCAGGUCUCAUUUUUGGACUUACUGUGUUGGCCACCUGGUGCUGGUGCACAGACCAGGUCAUUGUGCAGCGGUCACUCUCUGCCAAGAGUCUGUCCCACGCCAAGGGAGGCUCUGUGCUGGGGGGCUACCUGAAGAUCCUGCCCACCUUCUUCAUCGUCAUGCCGGGCAUGAUCAGCCGGGCCCUGUACCCAGACGAGGUGGGCUGUGUGGACCCCGACAUCUGCCAAAGAGUCUGCGGGGCCCGAGUGGGAUGUUCCAACAUCGCCUACCCCAAGCUGGUCAUGGGGCUUAUGCCCAUUGGUCUGCGGGGCCUGAUGAUCGCCGUGAUGAUGGCUGCCCUCAUGAGCUCGCUCACCUCCACCUUCAACAGCAGCAGCACCCUGUUCGCAGUCGACGUGUGGCGGCGCCUCCGCAACAAGGCAACAGAGCAGGAGCUGAUGGUGGUGGGCAGAGUGUUCGUGGUGUUCCUGGUGGUCGUCAGCAUCCUCUGGAUCCCUCUCAUCCAGAGCUCCAACAGCGGGCAACUCUUCGACUACAUCCAGUCUGUCACCAGCUACCUGGCCCCGCCCAUCACCGCCCUCUUCCUGCUGGCCAUCUUCUGCAAGAGGGUCACGGAGCCGGGAGCAUUCUGGGGCCUCAUGUUUGGCCUGGGAGUGGGGCUUCUGCGCAUGGUCCUGGAGUUCUCGUACCCGGCCCCGGCCUGUGGGGAGGUGGACCGGAGGCCAGCCGUGCUGAAGGACUUCCACUACCUGUACUUCGCACUGCUCCUCUGCGGACUCACUGCCAUCGUCAUCGUCACUGUCAGCCUCUGCACAGCCCCCAUCCCUGUGGAAAAGCUCGCCCGCCUGACCUGGUGGACGCGUGACUGUCCCCAUCCUGGCCAAGAAGAGGAGGCCUUGGAGAGUUCUCCAGGGAUAUCGGAGAGGCCGGCAGGAGCGUGCCCUGCAGGAAGUGGAGCAGCAGAGAACUCCAGUCAGGGCAGGGAGCAGCCUGCAGCCCCACACAGGUCCUGGGGAAAGCUGCUCUGGGGCUGGUUCUGUGGGCUCUCCCGGGCCCCGGAGCAGACCCUGAGUCCAUCAGAGAAGGCUGCACUGGAGCAGAAGCUGACCAGCAUUGAGGAGGAGCCGCUCUGGAGAAGCAUCUGUGACGUCAACGCCAUCAUCCUGCUGGCCAUCAACGUCUUCCUCUGGGGCUACUUUGCAUGA